AUGUUAUAUUUAAAAGCUGAAAUAAUAAUUAUUUUAUUUUAUCUACCAUUUUUGUUAUCUAUAGAUUCUGUCAAAUUUGGAGCUAUUUUUAGAAAAGCAAAAGAUGCUCAUCUGGCUGCAGCUAUUAGCUAUGCUGUUGAAUGGAAUAAUAAUAGGAUAGGUCAUUAUCCUGAAAUAGAAUAUAUUGUUGAUUAUGUUGAACCAAUUGAUUAUUAUGAAGCUGCAAAAAAAGCAUGUCAAUUGAUUGAGAAACAAAAAGUAGUAGCAUUAUUUUCUACUGCUGAUAGAAAUAUGAAUAUGCAAAUACAAGAUAUAACAACUAAAAUUGAUAUACCAUUUUUUUCAACUAUUAAUGAUUUUUCUAAUGAUAAAUUAUCAAUUUUAAAAAAUAAUAAAGAAAAUGGGAUAUGGUCUACAAAAAUACAAAUGUUUCCAAAAGAGUAUAUUGAUGAAGCAAUAUCUGAUUUAAUUAAACAUUGGAAAUGGAAUCGUCUAAUAAUUGUUUAUUCAGACAUUAGAAGAAUAAAUCGUUUAAUAACAUUUCUUGAAAAUCCAUCAUAUUCAUAUAUACGUUUUAUAUUAAUACGUGUUGUUAAAAAUGAUUUUCUUGGAGCAGCUAAACAGGUAAAAGAACUUGAAGAUUGUGCAUUGGAUGAAGAAAAAUUUUGUAAUGAUAUGAAUCGUAUACUUGUUGAUAUGAAUUCUGGUGAUACCUAUAAAUUUUUUAUAGCUUCUCUUCAAUUAGGUUUAAUAGAUCUUCAUCAUUGGUUUUUAAUGACAUCAUUAGAUUUAAGAAAUAUAGAUAUGAAUUUAUUUAAACAUAAUCAUGCACGAUUUAUUGGUAUUAAUCUUAUUAAUGAACAAUUUUUAUUAAAUUAUAAUAAUACAUUUAAUUUAAACAAUUUUAAAAAUUAUAUAAUUAAUGAAUGGAUAAAAGAAGGAAAUGAUAUUAAUAAAUUAGAAUUAAGUGAAGCUAUUUUAAUGUUUGAUGCUAUAUAUCUUGCUGUUGAAGUUUUUAAAGAAGCUGGAAAAGAACAAAAAUUAAUUAUUAAUGAUAAAAGUAAUACACAAUGUAAAACAUCAAUAAAAUUAUCAAAACCUUAUAUUUAUGGUAAAGAUAUUAUUGAAAAAAUAACAAAAAAAAAUAUUCUUGGUUUAAGUGGAGAUUUAAGUAGAAUUCAUACACCAAUGUAUCAAUUAACUAAUUAUACCUAUCGUAUAGAUUUACUUGGAUAUAAUGGUGUAAUUAAUGAUAUUGGUUUUUGGGAACCAACAAAUGAUGUUUAUGUUAAUAUGACUGGAGAUUCAAAAGCUCAAUUACAAAGGAAUGUCAAAGUUUCUGAUGAGUUGAAACCACAUUUUAGAGUUACAACAGUUCUUGAAAGACCUUAUGUAAUGUAUAAAAAAAAUCACUUUGAAUUAGAUAAAAAUUCACAAUUUGAAGGUUUUUGUAUUGAUUUAUUACAUCAAUUAAGUAAAGAUCUUGGUUUCACUUAUACAAUUCAUGUUGUUAAGGAUAGAAAAUAUGGAAGUGAUAUCUAUAAAAAUGGUACAUGGGAUGGAAUUGUUGGUGAAAUUCUUAGAGGUGAAGCUGAUAUGGCUGUUUCUCCUUUUACUGUUAAUUUUCAAAGAGCACAAGCACUUGAUUUUACCAAACCAUUUCUUUCAUUAGGAAUCUCUAUUUUAUAUAAAAUUCCUGCUGAUCAUCAACCAGAUUUAUUUUCAUUUUUGAAUCCACUUUCAUUAGAAAUAUGGAUUUGUAUUCUUUUAUCAAUAAUAGUUUUAACAGUAGGUAUGUAUUUUGUAGCACAAAUAACUCCAUAUGAAUGGAAUUUAAAUUUUUCUUGUUGUACUGCUCAUCAACCUCAUCCUGGAGCUCAAUAUUCAUUAGAAAAUUCUCCAGUUGUUUUGACAAAUAAUUAUAGCUUUUGGAAUACAUUAUGGUAUGUAAUGUCAACAAUGUUAAAAGGUGGUUGUGAUUUUGGUCCCAGAAGUUUCAGUACCAGACUUCUUGGUGGUACUUGGUGGAUGUUUACGCUUGUUAUUGUUUCUGCAUAUACAGCAAAUCUUGCUGCUGUAUUAACAAUUUCAAGACCAUAUAUACCAAUAAAGAAUCUUGAUGAUCUUGCCAAUCAAACAGAUAUAUCUUAUGGCACUUUAGUAGGUGGUUCAACAAGUCAAUUUUUUAUGGAAUCAAAAAUUGAAUCACAUGUUAAAAUGUGGGAAUAUAUGAAAAAUAGGGAUGUUUUUGUUUCAUCAAAUGCUGCAGGUGUAGAAAAAGUAUUAAAUGAAAAUUAUGCUUAUCUUAUGGAAAGUACUUCACUUGAAUAUGAAGUACAACAAAAUUGCAAUUUAACACAAAUUGGAGGUGUUCUUGGAUCUAAAGGAUAUGGAAUUGCACUUCAGAAACAUAGUGAAUGGACAGAUAGAAUGAGUAGACAAAUAUUAUUAUAUGCAAAACGUGGAAUAAUAGAAAUGAAAAAACAAAAAUGGUGGAGAAAUCAAGGAGUUCCAUGUACUGGAGUUGGUUCUUCAGUAAAACAACAAAGAGUUUCACUUACAUUUCAUAAUGUUUCUGGAUUAUUUUUAAUACUAUCAGCAGGUUUAGUUAUUAGUAUAUUCAUUGUUAUAAUAGAAUUUUAUAUAACAAGUAAAAAAAUAGCAAAAAAAGAAAAUAUAGCAGUCAAAAAACAAAUAGCUAAAGAAAUGUCAUUUGCAUUAAGAUUAAAUAAUAUUAGCGAACAUAGGAAAAGAAAUAAAAAACACAGAAACAAUGAUGAAAUUAGCAAAGAAGAUGCAGUUAAUAUUGAUAUGACAAAUCAUAUUUAA
This is a messenger RNA of Strongyloides ratti, 2829 nucleotides long. Its product is annotated as Ionotropic glutamate receptor domain and NMDA receptor family and Extracellular ligand-binding receptor domain and Glutamate receptor, L-glutamate/glycine-binding domain and Periplasmic binding protein-like I domain-containing protein. Gene Ontology annotation, cellular component: plasma membrane; postsynaptic membrane. Gene Ontology annotation, molecular function: transmitter-gated monoatomic ion channel activity involved in regulation of postsynaptic membrane potential; glutamate-gated receptor activity. The transcript has 2 exons. The record is from RefSeq and is a predicted model, not a curated record. The coding region runs from base 1 to 2829 and encodes 942 amino acids. Gene Ontology annotation, biological process: monoatomic ion transport; modulation of chemical synaptic transmission; synaptic transmission, glutamatergic. NCBI's taxonomy places the organism in Eukaryota, Metazoa, Nematoda, Chromadorea, Rhabditida, Strongyloididae.